This is a messenger RNA of Musca domestica (house fly), 1839 nucleotides long. RefSeq lists its product as uncharacterized. The transcript has 3 exons. NCBI's taxonomy places the organism in Eukaryota, Metazoa, Arthropoda, Insecta, Diptera, Muscidae. Bases 119 to 1585 code for a protein of 488 amino acids. Gene Ontology annotation, cellular component: membrane. The record is from RefSeq and is a predicted model, not a curated record. Gene Ontology annotation, biological process: transmembrane transport. Gene Ontology annotation, molecular function: transmembrane transporter activity.
AUUUAAUCAGUUAUAAUUCAAGCGUUGUUGCGACACGGUGUAGCGAGUCGAUACUCUUCGUAACGAGAAAUACUAUGCAAUAAAAAUAAGAGAAGCGAAACAAAAAAAAAAAAAACAUAUGAUGUGGACUACUUCAUCGAAAAAAGACGAAAUUCCCAACUACCCACCACAGUCUGCUGUACCAACAUUUCCUGCACUGACACGGGCUGAAGAACCGGAAGGAUGGUGCAGAAGAAAUCACAAGAAUAAACCGCAAUCGAACUCGUCUGGAGCAGCGGCUUUAAUAUUCACCUCUGGUGGUAUGUUCUUGGGUGAUCCAGGCCCAAGAGCUUACUUUACCAACAAACACUUGCCAAUGAGUUGGUUCAUUGGAGCAAUAGUUGGUGUUAUUUUGGGCGCCAUUAUUUGUAACCGAAUACCAAAGAAACUAAUAACGUGUUUCGCUUCAUUGUUGGUAACCGUCUCGGGCAUACUGUUGGUGGCAGAUCCACGCUCAUUGAAUGCCCUGUUGGCAGCACGUUACAUCAAUGGCUGUGCCUUGGGUCUGGUAUUUCCCCUGACAUUUGUUCUGGUGGGCGAACAAUGUGUGAAAAGUUUGCGUGGCAUGAAUGCCGCCGCCGUCGGUUCGAUGUGCCUUCAGUUGGGUGUAUUUCUGCAGAUCAUCUAUUCGUAUAUUUGGCCACAGGAUGCCUCAUUCGAUGGCGCCCAAAUGAUGGGUAUUCUUUCGAUUUUCUGGGGAUUCUUAAGUUUUUUCAUGGCCUUUUUCCUUCAAUUGGAAUCGCCGAUUUUCUAUUUAGCACGUGGUCAGGAAGAGAUGGCAAUCGACAUAUUAAGACGGCUACAGCGACCAUUUACAGUCACCCACGAGACCUAUGAACAGCUAAUGGAACACAAACAUUAUUUGGCCGAAAGUAGGGAAAAGACACUGUUGCAAAGCGCCAUUAUCGGAUUUCCUGCACUUCUGAAGUUAUCAUUUUAUCGUGUAUUUUCGGCUGCUAGUUCUUGCUUCUAUACCUACUUUGCAUUUUCCUAUGCCGUAUCGAUUGCCUUUAAAUACGACGCCACAUGGGCCUAUAAUGUAUAUGGUUUCUUGGCAUGGAUCGGAACCAUGAUCGUUACCUUUACAAUCGACUCAAAGGGUCGUAAAACUCCAAUGAUUUUUGGAUUCUUUUGUUGUUCCUGCCUAUGCUUCAGCCUUGCUGGUGUCCUUAAUGACGAAUUUAGUGUAAGAGACAGCGGCACAAUGACAGUUGUGAUGUUCCUAAUGAUGGCGUAUCAAUUAUUUGCCGGCAUUUCGACAGCAUCAUCUUCGGUUUAUCUAACGGAGGCAUUUCCAUUGGCCGUAAAACCCUAUUAUGUGGCCAUUACCUUCAUUGCGGAGAUGUCUAUUCACAUCUUAGUCAUAGCCGUACAUUCUGAGCCUUGGAGUUACAAUGUUUACGAUUUGCCGCCAUACUUCUACACUUUGGGUGGGCUGUCAGUGGUGUUUUUUGUCGUGGCCAUAGCCGCAUUGCCGGAAACAAAGAAAAACACCUUGCGUGAAUGUUUGGCAAAGUUUCGAAAACUUGUCAAUUGUCAAUAUUAACUUAUCCCCAAAUACUGCAUUUUUAAUUAAUCUCUUAAGUGUAAAUACAUAAAUACGUAUAAAUAAAUAUAUAGCAGCAUUUUUUGGCAUUAUAAAGAUUAAUGUAUAUAAGGGGUCUCUUACCUGUUAAUCCUUUAUUAUUUAACCGCAUUACGCUCGAGGAAAUUUUUUAAUUUUUAUAUUUAUUUGAACAUGAAUGUUUCGCAAUUUCAAUGAAAAUAAAUUACUAAUCAAAGUUAUAUAAAUCAGAAAAA